CGUCUCCUCGACUUGGCUACCCACCACGUCGUCGGCGAAAGCGAUGGGCAUCAAGUAUUCUGUCCAGGCCGUGACGCAAACGAAGGAAGGCGGGCUCGUCCUGCACCCCAAGUACUUCAAAUACCUCCAGAUGAAUUGCCCGGAUUUUGCCAUGGAAUCGUGCAAGGUCACGCCACGGAUGCGCGAGAUCGUCCUGUCCACGUGGGACUCGAUCGCUAACGGGUUGACCCCUGGCAUGAAGGCCAAGGUCCCGGCCGGGACGUCGCCCGUCGUAUUUUUCUACGACUACUUUUACGGGUCGCUCUUCAAGAUAGCGCCAGAGGUGAAGCCGCUGUUUCGAGCCAGCAUCAUCAUCCAAGGCAAGGCGCUGAUCAGCAUCGUCCAGACUGUCACGAACGAAGCCAACUUGGAAAACGCCGUCGAAAAGGUCGUGGACCUCGCCUAUCGGCACAACAAGUACAAGGUCAAGAUGGGAUAUUACAACGUCCUCGGAAACGUCCUCUUGACGGCGAUCCGAGAGUGCACGGGGGACGGCGUGUGGAAUGCCGAGGUCGAAGGCGCGUGGCGCAUGGUGUAUGCGUUCAUGAUGACCGCUAUGUGCCCGAUCUUGUACCAUGGCCAGGCACAUCCAACAGACAAGGAAAAGGAAAUGGCCAAGACGGGCCGGUACAUGCACGCCGUCACGUUCCGGCGGCCAAAGGAAGUCCAGCCCGCGGCGGCGUCCGUGAUUCCACAAGGGCAGUGUCCUGUGGCCGGCAUGACGUCUGUCAUUCCGGACGGGCACUGCCCCGUCCCCCACUAGAACGAUAGACAAAACGUGGAUAGGUAGGUCGCACAAGGUGUGUGCAUAUAUUUCACGGAGAAAUUGUCGACGAGUCUUCUUCAUCCCGAGGUGCCGUCGACCUGUGUCACGACCAAUACAUCGACGUGUACAUGCCCGUGAGCGGAAACAGCAGCGCCGAAAACGCAACG
Molecule: messenger RNA, 972 nt
Organism: Aphanomyces invadans
Lineage: Eukaryota; Oomycota; Saprolegniomycetes; Saprolegniales; Verrucalvaceae
Exons: 1
Coding region: 44-802 (252 amino acids)
Biological process (GO): nitric oxide catabolic process; cellular response to nitrosative stress
Cellular component (GO): intracellular anatomical structure
Molecular function (GO): FAD binding; nitric oxide dioxygenase [NAD(P)H] activity; heme binding
Source: RefSeq, a predicted model, not a curated record